Messenger RNA from Arctia plantaginis, 465 nucleotides. NCBI's taxonomy places the organism in Eukaryota, Metazoa, Arthropoda, Insecta, Lepidoptera, Erebidae. The record is from the annotation of a GenBank genome assembly.
AUGAUUUCGAACAUUUUAUUCUUUAUUGCCACUUUAUGCAUCGUCAACGCGUCUGUGAAUACAAUAUAUGAUGCCGAUGGAUUAUCCAUUUCUGCUGAUUCUGUCAAUGGUGAACCUGGCAAUUUUGAUCUGAAUUUAAAUGAGGAUGUUGAAGGUUUGUCUAUAACUGCAGAUACUGUCAAUGAUGAAUCUGAAAAUUUCGGCUUGAAUUUCAAUGAAGUUGUUGAAGAAUCUCCCAUGGGCAUUGCAGGACUAAAACUGGAUUCUUCAGAGUCACCUAGCGAAGAAAGAAUACGCAUAUGUAAUUCAAAUAUUUGCAACCGUGUGUGUCGCAUCGUGAACUUAAGAGGCAAAUGUGUAAAAAAGCGAUGCAGAUGCUUACCAAGAGCGCUUUCUAUGCUGGACCAAGCUGGUUUAAUGGUCGAUGAAGAAGUUGAAAACCCUAAUUUGAUCACUGAGGAGUAA